AAAAAACUUUGAACUGCUCGAAGCUUAAACAAAGGAAGAGGAAGAAGAGGAAGAUUCAUCAAUGGAGCGUUCUCCAGAAAGAUCGAAACGCCUCCAUAAUUUCACCUUACCUUAUCUGCGUUGGGGUCAACAGAGAUUCCUCAGAUGCGUCAAUCUACCUUCUUCUUCUCAUUCUUCUCCAGAUCACGCAGCCAGCAGAUCCGUCUCCGUCGUGACUGCGUCUCGGCCGUGGAAUCUGAGGACGAGAAGAGCUGCGUGUAGUGAUCCCGGAGAUGAAUGUCCUGGGAAGAUCGAAAUCGGCAUGAAGAGAGGUGUAGAUGAACAAGAACAAGAGAUGGAGAAAUUUAAAUUCUCGGUUUCGUUGUUGAAGAAAGAAAUCGAAGAGGAUUUCUCGAACAUGAUUGGGAAAAGACUUCCAAGGAGACCUAAGAAGAGACCAAGGAUUGUUCAGAAGAAACUCAAUACGAUUUUUCCUGGAUUGUGGUUGUCAGAAGAAGUAACGAUCGAUUCGUAUGAUGUCCCUGAAGCUGUGGAAACGUGA
Eruca vesicaria subsp. sativa (arugula) is the source of this 541-nucleotide messenger RNA. The record is from the annotation of a GenBank genome assembly. NCBI's taxonomy places the organism in Eukaryota, Viridiplantae, Streptophyta, Magnoliopsida, Brassicales, Brassicaceae.